This is a messenger RNA of Hyposmocoma kahamanoa, 883 nucleotides long. It is a transcript of the gene mgr, whose product is annotated as prefoldin subunit 3-like. Gene Ontology annotation, cellular component: prefoldin complex; cytoplasm. The transcript is spliced from 6 exons. Gene Ontology annotation, molecular function: tubulin binding. The coding region runs from base 177 to 731 and encodes 184 amino acids. The record is from RefSeq and is a predicted model, not a curated record. Gene Ontology annotation, biological process: tubulin complex assembly; microtubule-based process; protein folding. Lineage: Eukaryota; Metazoa; Arthropoda; Insecta; Lepidoptera; Cosmopterigidae.
GAUAUGUACAGAUAUACGAUAUCGGAUUUUUAAACUGUAUAUUGCCACAAUAUACAGUUUCAAUAACUAUAUACGAUUUGUAACGCCCAUCCCAUUCAUUUGAUCCUCUUUGGCCCAUUCCUACCGUUAAGUCAAACCAAGUUGAUGAAGUGAAGAAGGCACUGUUUCUGUAAACAAUGGACGGCGGUGACAGUGGCGAUUUGAAUGCGAAAUCAUAUUCGGGCAUUCCUGAGGCCGAAUUUGUUGAUAAUGUCGAUGAAUAUAUGAACAAGGCAGAUAAUUCAGGUGGUGUAGAUAAAGUACUAAGAAGGUUAGAUGAACAUCACAGUAAAUACAAAUUCAUGGAAUACACACUUGCCACGAAGCGGAGGCGAUUGCGGCAGCAGAUACCGGAUCUGGCCAGGUCUCUUGAGAUGAUAGAGAAACUUAAAACACAAAGGGAAGAAAUGGGAACUCAAUUCUUACUUAGUGAUCAGGUUUUUGUGAAGGCUAAUGUUCCCCCUACGAAGAAUGUGUGCUUAUGGUUGGGAGCCAACGUGAUGUUGGAAUAUUCCCUAGAAGAUGCAGAAAAGUUACUCACUUCUAAUAUGGCUGCUGCCAAGAAGAAUCUUGCUUGUGUGGAACAUGAUUUGGAUUUCUUAAGAGACCAAUGGACCACAAUAGAAGUGAACAUGGCACGAGUAUACAACUGGGAUGUGAAGCGUCGUCAAGCAGCUAAAGCCUCGAGCUAAUCCGUGUUCUGUCCAACGCGUAAUAUUUCACACCCGUUCAAAGCAUUUUAACUUAUAAGAACUGUUCAUUAUUAAUGGGUCUCCAUUAUCAUCCUUUGUAUUCAGGAAGAUUUACUUGUAAAACUAUUUCUAACCAAAUUUCAGGCGCUGUA